This is a messenger RNA of Bombus impatiens (common eastern bumble bee), 3431 nucleotides long. RefSeq names its product GTPase-activating Rap/Ran-GAP domain-like protein 3. Gene Ontology annotation, molecular function: GTPase activator activity. Lineage: Eukaryota; Metazoa; Arthropoda; Insecta; Hymenoptera; Apidae. The transcript is spliced from 17 exons. The record is from RefSeq and is a predicted model, not a curated record. The coding region runs from base 224 to 3382 and encodes 1052 amino acids. Gene Ontology annotation, biological process: regulation of small GTPase mediated signal transduction; activation of GTPase activity. Gene Ontology annotation, cellular component: cytoplasm.
GUGGCUUUGGUAGGAAAAUGACGCUGUACACGUUGAUAUCUCGCGUAUAAUAAGACGGACGUUUUUUACCGGAUCGGAUUAAAGGUGAACAUUUCGAGUAGAAGAAAGGUGCUGUUUCGAGCAAUUACGAGAUCGAGGAAACGGAAACUGUGCAUCGGUAAAGAUGGCGGGAAAACUAUUUAAAGGGGGAAAUUAAAGAGGAAAGAGAAGAGAGAGUGGAAAGAUGUUGUGCUUGGACAUAAAGCUGGUGUCUCGUUUGCGAGGAGUCUCGUUGACGAGCGGCUCGUCGACGAACGUGUCGGCAGUCUCGUUGUCGGUGAACUCGACCUCGUCGACGACCGUCGGCAUAGAGAAGAAGAAUUUCUCGAGCAAGCGAAGCAAAGGGGGAAGGGAGAGUUCGGUGACGGAAAGCGACAGCGACGAAGAGACGUUGCCUGCUUCUCGGACGAUCCAGAGGAACAGGUCGAGAUCGGUUUGCGUGCCUGCCUUGUCGUCUGCUGCUCGUUGCGCGCAUCUUCACCGACGAUCCAGUCAUCAUGCAUGCAGCACGGAUGCCAUUUCGAGGCGGGGUGUCCUCUCCAGGCGAUAUUACGGCAGCGUGGAAAUGCUGCCACAAAUGGAGCAAGACGGGUCCGACAAUGGAAGAAGAUUUCGAGUGGAGAACGGCGAUUCCCCGGGCGAGAAAGAAGAAAUGUUCGGAUCACCGAGUACGCCGAUAUUGGAAAAUCCAGAGUACCAAACGCGCUGGUACUUCAAAUACUUUCUCGGAAAACUGCAUCAAAAUUACGUUGCUGCGGACCAAGAAAGGAAUCCCUUGUUUCUAUCGGUGGUGACGAGCGAAGUCAGCGAUCAAAGCGUGCCGCAUUACAGAGUUAUUUUAUGGAGAAAAACUGGCGCACAGAAGAUAUCGCUGCCAUACUCUGCGAACAAAACGAUGACGAUCAGGCAGAUCUUGAGCAAUUUCUUUGGUCUUGAGAAACUCGAUAAGGCUCCGCGCGAAGUUUUUUCCCCCGAAAUUCAAAAGGAUCUGCUGUUGCUGGAAGAGCAAGAGGGUUCCGUCAACUUCAAGUUCGGCGUGAUAUACGCGAAGAAAGGGCAAACGACCGACGACGAAAUGCUAUCCAACGAGAAGGGUAGUCCAGAUUUUGACAAGUUCCUGGAAAUUGUGGGCGAGAGGAUAGAACUGAAGAAUUGGGACAAGUAUCGAGGUGGUUUAGACGUAAAAGGCGACAUGACUGGCAACGAGAGUUAUUAUACGGUGUACGCGGGACACGAAGUGAUGUACCAUGUGAGUACGAUGCUUCCCUAUUCGAAGGACAACCCGCAACAAUUGGAGAGAAAACGACACAUCGGUAACGAUAUCGUUAACAUCAUUUACACGGAUGACUCGAACGCCAUAGACACUUUCAACCCAAACUGCAUCAAAAGUCAAUUUACCCACGUGUUUGCCGUGGUAUCGGCCGAAGAAAACGGCAAAGGAUGGCGCGUGGCCAUUUACUGCGACGAAAACGUUCCUCUGUUUGGCCCGAGCCUUCCAUGCCCGCCUGUGUUCGAGGACCCGUACACCCUGCGAGAAUUUCUUCUCGUCAAGUUAAUAAACGGCGAGAAAGCCACGUUCAACACGCCAACGUUCGCUCAAAAAAGGGAAAGGACCCUGGACGCUCUUCUUCGGGAUAUGUAUCAAGAACACUCGCAGGAGAGCAAGAGCAACAGUAUGUUAAACCGACGAGCAUUGUCGGAUGUCGUGGAGGCUCCAGGUCGACGUCGCGAGGAGACCCGUGCCGUGGAGAUGGUGCGCGUCGGACAGGCCCUGAAACUCGAAGCGAUCGUCAGAGGUUUGGCGCCAACUUCCUUGGCCACUGCUGGUCCUUUGAAGCCUAGACCGUGGGAGCCGAGGUGUAUCUAUCCGGAUUUCCCGCACGAAGUCGUAUGCGGGGACGUUUGGCUGGAUAACAAGCUGAUCUUGGCUACCGAGAAUGGAACUUUUCUGAUCGAAGACAGCUUAUCGCACAGACUGAUCUUCGACGAGUCCGUGCAAAUUAAACAGCUAGACGUGGUCGAGCAACACGGAAUAUUGUUGUUUCGAGCCGGUGACAAAGGCAAAGAUAGCAACGUGUACGUUUUUCGUCUAAGAGAAUUCGAGAAUAGCACGACGAGUAGGUCUGCCGAAAUUCCAAACGAUCGUGAAGACGAUCAAGAGUGCGAAGACAAUGGCGACGAGGACGAUGCGGACGACGACGGCGACGAAAGCGAAGAAAACGAUUGCGACAAUUUCACGCGAGCCACUACGAAAUUUAAGCCCUUGAUUCGUCGUACUCGUGUUCGUGUUCGUCCCUUGGCUGUUAGAGGACGAGCGCAUAUAAAGGAAAGAAGACUACCUAGAACUCGGGGCUGCCAUUUAUACACCGUUACUAUGCCUGGUGGCUCUCACUUGCGCAUGUGCGUAGCGGUCGGCCGACGUUUGAUAGUUUUCCAAUGGAAACAUAGCGCCGCGUGGACCGCAUGGUGUUCCGCUACGGACACAGACACCGUGGAAGGAUUUUUGCAUUUGAAGGAGUUGAACGCCAGCGAAUCUCCGACGUUGCUAACGAUAGUAGAAAAUACAGAUUCGAACAACGAAUGGACGCUUUGCUGCGGUGUCCGACAUCAUUUUGAAUUGAUCUCAGCUUCUGGAAGCACGAGAAUUCUUCACAUCGAGGGAACACCGAAACCACACGUGGUGGCUGCUUUGGACCUCUGCGAAGACGAAGAACCCGAAUUGUUACUCUGCUACAACAAUACGUGCCACUUUCAAAAACUCUUAGAAGAGAAUACCGUAGCAACGGAAUUCGAUUUCAACUGGAAUUCCGUUCCUGCGGCAAUAGCCUGUGCCUUCCCCUACGUGAUCGCCUUUACCAACGACACCAUGGAGAUACGAUUGAUAAUCAAUGGAAAUUUGGUGCACACGAUCGCCAUGCCAAACCUGAAUCUAAUCACUUCGAAGCAAGACAUCUUCUUCGCCACAACGGCUCCGGAAUUUCUGCCUGGAAAAUGCGAAAGAAUUCGCCUGGACUCGAAACCCAUGGACAAGGAAGAACCGGUUUCCAGUCCGCCUCCUUUCCCCCAAUCUUCUACGUCUCGAUCCAAUCAGCAAAACAGUCAGGGCGACUGGAAGCCGAUAAGAAUCUACCAAAUACCGUUGCAAACGUUAUCGAGAAGUAGCUUGUCAACGUGCUCGCAACGACGCUGUCCCAGCCCUGCCGAGCCAGAAAUCAUCUCGGCGCCGCCGACCAGCGACAAGAGUUUCCUCAGCGUCGAGCCUCACAGAGCGUUGAGCAGAUCGUGUAGCAGCAGUCCAACGCCAUCGCCGACCAACGUGCUUCCGCCUCGACUCAGAAAAUAGGCUGGAUCGCCAGCGAUCCUCGCACACUCGCUCCUUAUUAAGUUAAUCC